Triticum turgidum subsp. durum (durum wheat) is the source of this 312-nucleotide messenger RNA. Lineage: Eukaryota; Viridiplantae; Streptophyta; Magnoliopsida; Poales; Poaceae. The record is from the annotation of a GenBank genome assembly.
AUGAAGCUGCAAACCCAACUACUCCUCCUGGCUUCCAUCACCGCAACGAUGAUCAUGAGCUGCGGCGUCCUCGCCGGCACCACCCACGCGAUACCGGUGCCCACGCUACGCGGCAUCGAGGACGACGACGUGGGCUUCGCGGAGCGCGAGGAGGCGGCGUACCCGCGGAGGAGGGUGCUUUACGGCGACCAGUACAUCAGCUACAAAGGGGUGCAGGCGAGCAGGCCGGCGUGCUCCGGCUCCUGCGCUGGCCGGGGGCAGCCCUACACCGGUAGCGGCUGCCAGGCCAUCUUCGGCUGCCGCGGCCGUUAA